AUGGCUCGCCGUCCUGCUCGUUGCUACCGAUACUGCAAGAACAAGCCGUAUCCCAAGUCUCGGUUCAACCGUGGUGUCCCCGACCCCAAGAUCCGCAUCUUCGAUCUGGGCCGAAAGCGCGCCAACGUCGACGACUUCCCUCUCUGCAUCCACCUCGUCUCCAACGAGUAUGAGCAGCUGAGUUCCGAGGCCCUCGAGGCCGCCCGUAUUUGCGCCAACAAGUACCUCGUCAAGCACACCGGUAAGGAGGGUUUCCACCUCCGUGUCCGCGCCCACCCCUUCCACGUCGUCCGUAUCAACAAGAUGUUGUCUUGCGCUGGUGCCGAUAGACUGCAGACUGGUAUGCGUGGUGCCUGGGGCAAGCCCAACGGCACUGUUGCCCGUGUCAACAUUGGUCAGAUCAUCAUGAGCGUCCGCACUCGUGACUCUAACCGUGCUCUGGCUCUUGAGGCUCUCCGACGAUCCCAGUACAAGUUCCCCGGCCGACAGAAGAUCAUCAUCUCCAAGAACUGGGGUUUCACUCCUCUCCGCCGCGAGGACUACCUCGAGCGCAAGGCUGCCGGCCGUGUCAAGGUCGACGGUGCUUACGUUCAGUUCCUCAGCAACCACGGUUCCAUUGAGCAGAACAUUCGUCGUUUCCCCGACGCUUUCUCGUCCGAGGCGUAA
Molecule: messenger RNA, 666 nt
Organism: Trichoderma harzianum CBS 226.95
Lineage: Eukaryota; Fungi; Ascomycota; Sordariomycetes; Hypocreales; Hypocreaceae
Exons: 3
Coding region: 1-666 (221 amino acids)
Biological process (GO): ribosomal large subunit assembly; translation
Cellular component (GO): ribosome; cytosolic large ribosomal subunit
Molecular function (GO): structural constituent of ribosome
Source: RefSeq, a predicted model, not a curated record